Molecule: messenger RNA, 1045 nt
Organism: Suillus clintonianus
Lineage: Eukaryota; Fungi; Basidiomycota; Agaricomycetes; Boletales; Suillaceae
Exons: 1
Coding region: 224-688 (154 amino acids)
Biological process (GO): DNA integration; DNA recombination
Molecular function (GO): DNA binding
Source: RefSeq, a predicted model, not a curated record
GUCGAGCCUCCCACGAACGACACGUUAUCAACCGAGAAAACUAGAAAAUCCGUUGACCGUGUACUUGAGGAGUUGGCAACUCUUGUCUUAUCAAAGUGUAGUUGUGGUGUCACUACAUUUACACAAAAACAUAUAAGACCCUCAAGUAGUAAGACACCGCUUCUCGCACAACUUCUUCCCUACCCCUGCCUGCCUGCGCAGCACGUCCUCCGGCGAGUCGUUGAUGUGCCACCUUCCCUGGACCAAAGUCUCGAAAGAGAAAGGGGAGGACAUCUUCCUAGGUUGCCAGCUGGGUCCUUCAGAUCCCAUUUCAUCCCUCCUCGCCCAUCUUGCGGCAAGCCCAGACAUCCUGGUCUCCCCCACGUCCUCUCACCUCUUCGCUUACAGUGGAGGCGCGGGUAGGCUGAUCUCCCUCACAAAGCGCAAGUUCCUGCUGGUGUGUAACUCAGUCUGGACGGCUCAGGGUCUGCCUCGCAUCUCCAGUCACUGUUUCCGCAUCGGCGGGACCACCGAGCUGCUUCUACGCAACGUCCCCCCUCACAUUGUCAAGGUGAUGGGGCGGUGGUCGUCAGACUCUUUCCUUCGCUACUGGCGCAACUUGGAGCACAUCGCUCCCUUGCAUGCAGAGCUCUUGGGCCCCAAACUGUCCCCCCUCCUCGCUCGCGCCUCUCGAUCUCACGGCGCGUAGUCUAUGUUUUCGCCCUCCUCGUGUGUGGGUGGCGUCUGUUUCCUUCCUUCUGUCUCUCCUUCUUUCGGCCCUCGACGCGUUCUUCGUCUUGCUGUGUGUGGGUGGUCUUCGUGGCCUCCUCAGGGUUCACUCUCUCGGACCGAUGGAUUCAGACUGGUUCUAGUACUGUACGAUCGUAGCAUGCGCCGUCUGCACGCUAGUAGUCUGUCUCGUAGUUCUGUCCGAUCCCCCCCAAAACACGCAGGCGGGACUUGCACCCCCAUAUCCAUCUUACCUAAGAAGACACGUCAGCACGAGAAUAUUUAUCUCACGCUAAUUGUUUUAUGUAAAAUAAUAGGCUAUUAUUAGUGACAUGUC